AAACGCACGUAUCGAAAUUUUCUCGAUUAUCGUACGCGGCAAAUCAACAACUUCUAACUUAGGCCGAUCAUAGUUUCGGCCUAACCGCCGUCACGACAAGACGUGUUUGAACACGUUCGGACCAUGUGAUUUUUUGGAACGUGUCUUGGAAUUUUCCAAGACUUUACUCUUAAUAUAGAUCACUAUCGGAAAAAUGGCGUUGGAGCAUAACUCUUAGAAAGGCCUGGAGCCAGAUUUUGAAGUUGAAGUUGAACACUUAGGCCGAUCCUUGAGUUCUAAACUUUAUAUAUAUAUAUAUUUAUAUUCCCAAAACCCCCAUUAAAUCGAUGACUCAAAUAAAUUCAUUUUAUAUGUUGCAAAAAAGCUUUCUAUAAUUUCGGUUUACGAGAACAAGUUACGAGACUUACGAUUCUGCUUAGAAUUGCAGCAUAAGUUGUGUACCGUAUAUAUUGGACUUGUGUUGUCCUGCACCGAGACGCACUUUUAAUCAGAGUUGCAUAGUCCAUUCUAUAGGUCUGUGCUGUAGUCAGUUCAAUUUAAAAACAACAAGAAUCGUACUAUCGCAAGUUAUAAUACAUAUCUUGGUUAUUUUAUAUUCAUAUUUGUCGGAAUGACAUUGAGACUUUGUACUUAUGCUCGUUUCGCAGUUGCGAGGCAAAGUUACAAAACUCCUUUGUUGAGGAUUUUCGAGAGAAACUAUGUGACAUACGUUCAAGGGCAAUCUCCUCAACCCCGUAUACGAGAAUAUUUUUACUACAUUGAUCACCAAGGCAUGUUAUUUCUGGAUGAUGUUCGCAUAAGAAACUUUACUUCAUGUUUUAAAGACAAGAAGUUCUUGGCAUUCUUCUUCAAGCACCUGAAGGAAAAUAACACUGGUCGUUAUAUGAGUGACUUCCCAUUCCUCUCAAUCUGUGGUGUGGAAAGAAACUUUAUAAGAUGCGACGACCUACCAUUGGUUUUCACAAAGGUAUUUCAGGUGCAGAACAUAGAAACUGGUAUUCAGGAAGACUGGUUCAGUUACGCGCAUGCAGAUGAUCUGUUGAUGGUACGCUUUGAACCACAGAAAUUGUUCAUGAAUAUUAACACAGGGAGAGUGUAUCAUCCUGCACCAGAAAAAGUAGGAGGCAUUGGACUCGUAAGAUCUCAGCUGGCUAUCGAAUUUAGUGCCUCCUUCGAUUUCGAGAAUGAUGAGACAAAUGCGCCAACACACUUUACAUGGAGAAAUAAACGAUACAAGCUUGACACGAUAUGGUACAAAGAUAAAUGGAUGCGUAGAGUUAGACAAAAAUAAAUUUCAAAAAUUAGAUGAAAAUAAUGAUUUUAUUUUUAAAUAAUACACUAAAACGAAUAAUGUAUAUAGUACAAAAAGGGA
Messenger RNA from Odontomachus brunneus, 1372 nucleotides. Its product is annotated as UPF0598 protein CG30010. Bases 611 to 1291 code for a protein of 226 amino acids. The record is from RefSeq and is a predicted model, not a curated record. NCBI's taxonomy places the organism in Eukaryota, Metazoa, Arthropoda, Insecta, Hymenoptera, Formicidae. The transcript has 5 exons.